CGCUGUGACGUUUACACGCACCCGCGAGCGCCGCGCACGUCUGCAGCGGCCGAUGAUCGUGAACUCGUGAAUCUCUAGCAUAUCUCUAGUGAUAAUACUACGUGCUCGUUAUUACCUACCCUUUGUGAUACGUCAUACAAAUGAUGGUGCGACGCAGUGGACGUUACACGGUCAACUGGCGGGGGUUUAGAGACUACGCCGGCAAUAAGCCUCCCGAUGACGAAAAGCAAAACCAAGAACCUGAAGAAGAUCUGUCCAAUCAUGAGGUUAUUUUUCUGAAAAGCAUAGUAGAAAGCCCGGACUUCGGUAGAAAAUAUGCGUCCAUCGAUUCUGAAGAAGAUUUAAUCGUGAAACCUGUGUCUUUGGAUAAUGUAAACAUAAUAAGACUGCUAAGCGAAUACCGUGGCACCAACAUACGGACUAUUGAACAAGCAGAACUUGCGAUAUUAUUAUCCAGGGUGCAUUUUAAGGCUCUCAUAGAUGCACAUGAUCAAAUUGGCAAGAUUUGGUUGGAGCGUGGUUCAGGAAUAGAUGAAAAGACAGCAUUAAAGGAACAACAGAAGGAUAUUGCGGAGGCUUCAGAUCUCAGUCCAGACCAAAACGGAGACAUGCCUGUGGAGACAGUCAAAGUUGUAGGGCUCAGGAAAGUGCCUGGGCAGCCUUUAGGUUUAACUGUAACAACAGAUGAACAUGGUCAAUUAAUUGUAGCAAGGAUUCUCGCGGGCAGUGCGGCCGCUAAGCAAGCCUUGCUCAGUGUAGGCGAUGUCCUGCUAGAGGUAGAUGGCAUACAGAUAGACACGGAGGAGCAGUUGAAGGAGGCAGUCUCUAAGCCCAAUGAUAGAGUCACGCUCAAAGUUGGACCUAAUCUUAAAGAAAAAAAUGCUCAAUUAACUAAUAAACUUAGCUGCUAUAUGAGAGCUCUGUUUGACUACAGUCCUGCUGAAGAUACAUUAAUUCCAUGUAAAGAAAUUGGUCUAGAAUUUAAGAAAGGUGAUAUUUUACAAGUAUCAGAUAGGAAAGAUCCUAACUGGUGGCAGGCGAGUCAUGUAGAGAAGCCUGAUGUUGUGGGCUUGAUCCCAUCCCCAGAGUUGGAGGAAAGACGUAAAGCCUAUGUGCCUCCCGAGGCUGACUUUGUGCACAAAAUUAGUAUAUGUGGUGCAAGAAUAUCAAGAAAGAAAAAGAAAUUCGUCUACGAGUCUCGCUCAAGUGUACAGUUGGAAGGUGCUGAGCUAGCGCUAUACGAGGAGGUGGCGCGCACGCCGCCCUUCCUGCGCCGCGUGCUAGCCCUGGUGGGCACGCGCGGAGUGGGGCGACGGACGAUCAAGAACCGUAUGAUUCAGGACCAUCCCGAUCGAUUUGGAGCCGUCGUACCGCAUACAUCACGUCCCCCUAGACCGUUAGAAGAGAAUGGUGCGUCAUACUGGUUCGUAUCGCGCGAGGAGAUGGAUCGCGACGCGCACGCGGGGCGAUUCCUCGAGUAUGGGGAACACAAUGGCCAUCUGUACGGAACACAUUUGGACUCUAUACGAGCUGUGAUCAAGGAAGGUAAGAUGUGCAUUCUGGACUGCGCGCCGCAGUCGCUCAAGCUGCUGCACAACAGCAGCGAGUUCCUGCCCUACGUCGUGAUGAUCGAGGCGCCCGGCAUCGAGCAGCUGCGCAACCUCACCUACGCCUCCAACCGGAACCUGACGUUCGACCGGCAGAGCUCCAUACGUUACAGUUCGCGGCGCGCGCGUACGCUGGAAUCGCUCGCAUCGCUCUACGAGGAAGAGGACAUGAAGCAAACUCUAGAGGAAAGCGCGCGCGUCAAGCGGCAAUACGAAAAGUACAUCGACCUCGUGCUCACCAACAGCAACUCGGACACCACGUACGCGCGCCUCAUGGACGCGCUGCACUCGCUCUCGACUGAUCACCAGUGGGUGCCCGUCACUUGGAUCUAUUAGCCCUAAUUUGAUUAUCAUACUUUAAUUAUAUAGCCCAAAACUUCUCAUGUUGUCUACUCCCUGUCCCUGCAAAUUAGUGCUGCCUGACCUAGUUUGAUUAUAUCCUAUCCUUAAUAAUUAUGUAACGCAAUAAUUAUCAUGUUUUUUACCCCUGUGACUCUAUUAAUGUGACUGUACUAUUUAUCAUAUUUAAAUUACGCUAAAAGACAAGGUUUACGUCUCAUUCUUACUCCAUUCAUAACUUUGUCAUGUUACCAACAUUAAUAUUGUGAGUAGCACAAGUUAGCGGGCCUUGUAUGAUAUUCUCUCUACACACUUUUACAUUACACUUAAAAUUGCUUUUUGCUAUUUACGUAGAAUUCAUAGAUUUUUUUUACAGAAAGCCUUAGAUAGAUCGCUAAAAUUUGAAAUUACAAGUCUUUCACUUGUGGUGUUUUCCAAAAUGUAGGAUCGACUAGGGAUUAACAAAUUAUGUUUAAUACUGUCAAUUUUUAUUGUGAUUAAAAUAAAAUUUUGGAUUUUGAAAGGUUGGCCUGGCUAAGUUUUUCAAAUAUUUAGUAUAUUAUAUUUGAAGACCAAAUUCGUCAUCACAUGGUUGUAUUAUUAUUGUAUUAAAAAGUAAUCUCAUUAAAUAUUAAGGCAAAACUUAGAUUUAAAAAUGGAUCGAAUGUUUUGUAAAGCUAGCCGAACUUUGGAUGCGUUUUCGUACGAAUUUGAUUCGUACGGACACACGAGCAAUCCCGACCAUCCAAGUAGGUACUACGGAAGCGUGCAGACUGAGUGCGAAUUAAUCGUAUAACUAUUUAUACCCGUAGUACUUGAAAGGCCGGAAUCUUUCGUACGACUCAAAUUCGUACGAAAACGCAACCAAACUGAGGCUGCCUAAACAUUAUAAUAUGCAUAUUAGGGACAGAUUUGAAAGUUAAACCAUCUGACAUCAUUCCAGUGAUUUAUUUUCUUAUUUCUCUUCUUAAUCAGUGUUACCAACGCAAUAUAGUUACAUCGAAAUACUCUAUUGUUACAAUUUUAGAUCUAUUUUUUAUUUAUUUUCAUCCUGUUGUCUUAUAGGUGAGUCUAGAUUAACUAACAAGUUAUAAAUAACUGUUUAACACAUCCAUGUGUUAUAUAACUGAGUCCACACUACAAAAAUAUGUUAUAUAACUAUGAAACUAUAAAACCAUAUUAUAUUAUUAAUCUUGACACACCAGAAUAACUCGAAUCUAUCACAAUAUAUUUUAUUUUUCAAGUGUUCAAAAUUAUUGUAUCCCACCAACAAUUUAUUUUGAUUAAAUUAGUAUAGUGUUUUGUAUGAUAUAAAAGCCAUUAAUAAAUAAAUGAUUUUUUUUAAGAUUAUAAUAAAUUGUGUGCAUUUAAGUAUAAAAUAUAUCGACACAAGUAGUAUAAUAUUUUUGCUAUAGUAUCGGCCUCAAAUAUAUCUUUAAUUUAAGCUGUUGUAAGUGCAGUGUAUAUUCUAACGAUUUUAGCUUAAAAAAAUGUUGCCACUUAGAACUAAGAUUUGCAUUACAAAGACACAUCACUAAAUAUUUUAUUCUAUCAUGUUUUCAUUAUAAAAAUAAAUAAAAGUAGAAUAUUUUUACGUACAUCUAAGCAGCUCUUAAUAAUAUAAGUCGUCGCUAGAUAUUAAGUACCUUUUACCAGAGAUAUUCAUAUAAAUCGCAGCUUAACUUAAUGUUAGCUUGAAUUUCACUAAGAAAUUUACAUUCCGUCCAUUUUAUUUUGUUAUUUAGCUGUAAAUUUUAUUGUAUCAAGGAUAUUCAAUAUACAUUAUGUAACUUUA
Messenger RNA from Maniola jurtina (meadow brown), 3741 nucleotides. RefSeq names its product protein PALS2 (gene vari). Gene Ontology annotation, molecular function: protein binding. The coding region runs from base 141 to 1943 and encodes 600 amino acids. The transcript has 12 exons. NCBI's taxonomy places the organism in Eukaryota, Metazoa, Arthropoda, Insecta, Lepidoptera, Nymphalidae. The record is from RefSeq and is a predicted model, not a curated record. Gene Ontology annotation, cellular component: plasma membrane; cell-cell junction.